Molecule: messenger RNA, 3288 nt
Organism: Bombyx mandarina (wild silkworm)
Lineage: Eukaryota; Metazoa; Arthropoda; Insecta; Lepidoptera; Bombycidae
Gene: Pp2C1
Product: protein phosphatase 2C
Biological process (GO): protein dephosphorylation
Molecular function (GO): protein serine/threonine phosphatase activity; cation binding
Source: RefSeq, a predicted model, not a curated record
GGCGGAAAAAAAUGGCGUCCAGUUCUUUUUAGAACCCUGUCUUUUAUAUAGGCAUCUCUUUUCAAUACACUGCAAAGUCCAUAAGGCUAGGGAGUAGGAGCGCGCACGCGUCGUGAUCAAUAAGUCCACGUGAUCUGUCGUCACUUCGUCGAAACUCGCGUAAUUGCAAAAUGCAAAAUGAGUAGGAAAGAAACGUUUUUGUUACAAUGAAAUCACAAAUAUUUUUCCAUUGAAAGUUUAAGUGUUGUGUGUUAUAAAAUGCCAGCGUCAAUCGGCGUUAAUUUACGCGUGACGGGGCAUUGUAGCCAAGGCGGGAGAAAGUACAUGGAAGAUUUGUUUUCCGUUGCUUAUCAACAAACUGAGGAUGAGCGGGAUUUAGAGUACGCUUUUUUCGGCAUUUACGACGGACAUGGAGGCAGCGAAGCCGCAGCGUUCGCCAAAGAACACCUAAUGGAUUCAAUUGUAAAACAGCGACAAUUCUGGUCGGACAACGACGAAGAUGUUCUAAAAGCCAUCAGAAAUGGUUAUAUGCUGACCCACUUGAACAUGUGGAAAGAGCUAGAAAAAUGGCCUAAGACAGUGACAGGCUUGCCAAGCACAGCAGGCACGACAGCCAGUGUGGCUUUUAUUAGACGAGGAAAAAUAUAUGUUGGACAUGUCGGCGAUUCGGCAAUCAUACUUGGUUACCAAAAAGAAGGUUCAGAAGAAUGGGCUGCAAAACCUCUAACAUUAGAUCAUAAACCAGAAUCAACAACAGAGAUCGAAAGGAUACAAAGGUGUGGUGGUAAAGUGGUCUCCAAAGCUGGUGUUCCUCGGGUUGUAUGGAACAGACCACGACCUGGACACAAGGGACCAAUAAAAAAGAAUACACCAAUGGACGAGAUACCUUUUCUUGCUGUUGCGAGAUCACUAGGGGACUUGUGGAGUUAUAAUCCUCAGAAUGAUGAGUUCAUAGUCAGUCCAGAUCCUGAUGUUGGGGUUCUUACUAUUGAUCCUACAAAAUUUCGGUGUCUUAUUUUUGGUACCGACGGCUUAUGGAAUAUGAUAUCACCCGAAGGUGCUGUAAAUUUAGUUCAAGCCACAGAAAAGCAUAAUGAGGCUGCAUUAGUUGGUGGGAAUAGCAAUCAACCUAGGGAUUGGCUUAAUCCAUCAAAAAGCCUUGUCGAUCAUGCAUUAGAGAGGUGGUCUAAUACCAGAAUGAGAGCUGAUAAUACAUCAGUAGUGACACUAAUGUUGGACCCGCCGGGACCACCGCGUGCCACCGUGCUGCGGUCUCGCAGUGCCGCGCCCCGAGCCCCGGCCGACCCCGCGCCCCGCACCGACCCCGCGCCCCUCCCCGACCGACCCGUGCCGCAGAACGGACUCACCAUCAUGACGCGCUACUCCGACGCCGACCGCACCGCCGCGCCCCUGCCCCCGCUCCCCCCCUGCGCCACGCUCGACACCCGCCUCUCCGUGGCGCCCACAGACGACGCCGCCAGCGCCGCCAGUCCCGCCGGCACAGCUUCCGCCACUGAAGACACCGAUACAAUCACUACGUAUGGGAAUCCAGCUGAGUCGUACUUUAUGGCGCGCCUCCUCAAUCGCACCAAAAUAGUCAAUUCUCUCGCUUCCGUCCCCGAAGAACUCGCACACGUCGAAAUCCCCCCGUCGGAGACGCGCGAGACGACGCCGCCGGCGACGCGCCUGUCCGUGCCAUCGCCGCCGCCGGUGUCCGACGUCGCAUCUGUUGCUCCCGUCGAACCGAGAGAGCCCUCUCCCCAGCCCUGCGACCCAGACGAGGUUGAAGACAGUGCUCCGCCCGACGAUGGCUGCAUUCAAAUCAAUGAAGUGUCGUCGAGUUCUCCUACGGAAGCCCCGCCCAGGCAACGCGGUCGCCGUUCCCGCGCCGACCUUCGUCCCGACGAACCGCCCGUCGCCAACGACCGCGUGCUGCGGUCACAUAACGACGCGGAACCACCGCCCCGGCCGAAUACCCGGCAAACCGCUACAAGAAGUAAAGGAAACACAGUUUCCCUAGACCGUGUCGUCAUUCUGACGCGUCGUGCGCAAUCGCAAACGACGCCAGUCCCGAACAAAACUGAACCGCGUACACCUGCCAGGAAGGCUCAGAGCGGGUCCGAUGAAACUGUACCGGUAGACGAAGAGGCCGCGAAGGGAGCCAGAAUGACGAGAUCACAGGGUGGCACUGCAACUCCUCUAGCUCAAAAGAUAACCCGCAGCAUCGGUGCGUAUGCGCGGGAACUGCGGGGAGCGGCUGUGGCGGCGGCGGCGGCGGCGGGCGCGCGGGCGGGAAACUCGGCGCGCGCCCCGGGGCCGGCGCGGCGGACCCCGGCGGCGCGGCGGCAGGGCGCGCGCUCCAAGGAGAACCUCGGCGCAGGGAGGGACCGCGCCCCCGUCCCCGCCGCGCCACCCGCCUCCCGCCCGCCGCGCCGCCGCGCUUCCGCUGAUGAGGUGCACUCCACUACCUCGGAGCCGGCAGCUUCCCGUCUGGAGGCCCGGGCGCUCCGGUCACGCAACGAGCCAGCGCCACCUCCAAACAAGCGGGCCCGGCGCGAGACUGCGUCGUAUAAGGCGGCCGUGGAGCGGGUGGCGCGGGGGCUCGGCAAGCGCGCGUCGGGUCCGUGGGCGCCGGCGCUGUCGCUCCGCAACCGUCUCCGGCGCCGGCUCGUCAAGUAGCCGCAGAAGCCAAAGAAGCCCCUCGUGUCCGUCGAGCGUCCAUAGCGACUCCGCAACUAUAGUACAAACGAACACGUAGAACGUUUACUCGUAAGUUAACCGCGUGGACCAGGAGCGUUAGGUUAGUCUAGCUAAUAUUUAUUUUCACCUUAUUUUUAGCUUCUGUUCUGAUGCAUUUAAUUUAAGACGGAUAGUGAAUCUGACAUCAACGCGGAGACGCGAGAACCUCUCGGGGGCGACCGCCCGUGUACGAUGUGACUGUUAUUAUUUUCAAACGCAUAUAUGAAAACAAUUCUAAUUAAAAUUAGUAUACAUAUUUGGUUUAUUGUAAAAAUUUAGGAUUAGACCACGAGUGCUUUCUCCAUACUAAUAAUUAAGAGUGCUAAUAAAUUGAGUAGUUGUACAAAAUAAUGUAAUGAAUUUAUGAUCACCAAAAUUUACGUUCUACACCGUUAUGUAUACCGUUUUCCGCUGAAUAGACAGCGGACAAGUUAUUCUUUUACGAAAAGAAUUGUUUAUAUACAGACUUCCUAUAAUUAAGCUUUAUUGAUUUCUAAGAGAGCUCAUACGAAUGUUGUUGAAACUAUUUAAAACGAUGACGGAAUAAAU